Messenger RNA from Punica granatum (pomegranate), 2055 nucleotides. NCBI's taxonomy places the organism in Eukaryota, Viridiplantae, Streptophyta, Magnoliopsida, Myrtales, Lythraceae. The record is from RefSeq and is a predicted model, not a curated record.
UGAUCAGAAAUAUCCGCUGUUUCGUUGUGAUUAGGGGGAAAUUGAAUGUUGCUCCGCUCAAACUCGAGCUGGAGCUCAAGCUCAGCUCAGCCAUGGAGCUCGCCACUGCCCACCCUCGUCCUCCUCCGGAGCUGCCGGACCGUCCCCGACGUCAGUCAGCUCCACUCGAGGCUCAUCACCACCGGCCUCAUCCGGAGCCCCUUCCUCACCUCCAAGAUCAUCCUGUCCUUCUCCUCCUCUCCCCACCCGCCUCUUGCCCGUUACGCUCGCUUCCUUCUCUUCUCCCGCCGCACCUCCGGUGGAGCCGCAGGCGACGACCCUUUCCUCUGGAACGCCGUUAUCAAGUCCCACUCCCACGGGCUCGACCCCCAACAUGCUCUGACCGUGUUCUGCUUGAUGCUGGAGAGCGGGGUUUUCGGGGAUAAGUUCUCGUUCUCUCUGGCGCUUAAAGCGUGCUCGAGGGUCGGGGAUGUGAAGGUCGGGAAGCAGAUUCAUGGGCUGUUGAGUAAGAUCGACGUCGGGUCUGAUUUGUACUUGGCUAAUGGGCUUAUCCGGUUUUACUUGCGGUGUUGGGAUUUGGGCUCUGCACGGCUGCUGUUCGAUAGAAUGUCGCUUAUGGAUUCAGUCACAUAUAACUUGAUGAUUGAUGGGUACGUGAAAUGCGGGAUGAUAGAUUCGGCUCGUGCAGUUUUCAAUUCUACGCCAUCCGAAGACAGGAACUUGAUUACUUGGAACACCAUUCUGAGCGGUCACUCCCAAUCAGGUGACCAACUGGAGAUCGCGUGGGAGCUGUUUCGGGAAAUGCCCGAGAGAGACUCAGUCUCCUGGAACACAAUGAUCGAUGGGUGUGUCAAGGCCGGGAAAGUACAUGAAGCACGAGAGCUCUUUGAUACGAUGCCUGAUAGGGAUGUGGUGAGCUGGGCUAGCAUGAUUGAUGGGUACGCAAAGGUGGGUGAUAUCAGCGCUGCGAGCAGCUUGUUUGAUGAAAUGCCUGAGGGGGAUGUCGUAGCUUGUAAUGCCAUGAUGAGUGGUUAUGUUCUAAAUGGCCUCCACGAGGAGGCUUUGGAGAUCUUCCACUGCAUGCGAAGUGGGGUCCCUCUGUCACCAGACAUGGCCACACUGUCGAUUGCCCUCUCUGCUAUCGCCCAGUUAGUGCGCCUCGAUGAAGGGUUAGCGGUUCACCAUUACAUCCAGGAGAACGGCUUCUUUGUAGGCGGGAAACUCGGCGUUGCUCUCAUAGACAUGUACUCAAAAUGUGGGAGCGUCGAGAAGGCAAUGCUAGUAUUUGAUUCCAUAAAGGAGAAGGCGGUCGACCAUUGGAAUGCCAUGAUUGGUGGUUUAGCGAUCCACGGGCUCGGUGAAUUGGCUUUUGAUCAUUUCUUGGAGAUGGAACGGCUUUCCAUGGAACCAGACCACAUCACGUUCAUCGGAGUUCUGAACGCCUGUGGACAUUCGGGCUUAGUCAAGGAAGGCCUCAUAGUGUUCGAGCUCAUGAGAAGAAUCCACAAGCUCGAGCCGAUGCUACAGCAUUAUGGGUGUGUGGUUGAUAUUUUAAGUCGGGCCGGGUACUUAGAAGAGGCCUUAACAUUCGUCGAGGCAAUGCCAAUUGAGCCCAACGAUGUUGUCUGGAGGACAUUGCUCAGUGGCUCCAGAAUCCACGAGAACUAUGAGAUUGGAAAGGCCAUAGCAGACUAUAUCAUUCAAGUGGAUUCUCAUAGUUCGAGUUCUUAUGUUCUCUUAUCGAAUGUUUAUGCGGGUCUCAGUCUAUGGGAGUGUGUUUCUAGGACUAGAACGGAGAUGAAAGAGAAGAAAAUCAAGAAGCUUCCUGGGUGCAGUUGGAUAGAGCUCGAGGGGACAGUUUGCGAGUUCUUUGCACAUGAUAAGUCGCAUCCCCAAGUCACAGAAGCAUGUUCAAUGUUGGGAAGUAUGUUGUCGCCAAAUGCGGAGGUUGUUUCUCAUACAUACUAGAUUCUAGUCAAACUUGUAUAGCUUCAAAUGAUAUCAUCCUAAUUGAGAAAUGAUCAGUGCCAUAAAAUAAACUGCCUUUUGAAUCAA